This is a messenger RNA of Neoarius graeffei (lesser salmon catfish), 4172 nucleotides long. RefSeq names its product ubiquitin B (gene ubb). The transcript is spliced from 3 exons. Gene Ontology annotation, biological process: protein ubiquitination; modification-dependent protein catabolic process. Gene Ontology annotation, cellular component: nucleus; cytoplasm. Gene Ontology annotation, molecular function: ubiquitin protein ligase binding; protein tag activity. Lineage: Eukaryota; Metazoa; Chordata; Actinopteri; Siluriformes; Ariidae. The record is from RefSeq and is a predicted model, not a curated record.
AAUACACACUAGCUUCGCAGCGUUCUGUAGUGUUUUGUGUUUAUAUUCAGAACAGUUGGCUGUAAGGUUGGUGUUUCAGGAGCUUACGAACAAAUCUUUUGUCCAGAAGCAUGCAGAUCUUUGUGAAAACCCUGACUGGCAAGACCAUCACCCUUGAGGUUGAGCCCAGUGACACUAUUGAGAAUGUCAAGGCCAAAAUCCAAGACAAAGAAGGCAUUCCUCCAGAUCAGCAGAGGCUGAUCUUUGCUGGCAAGCAGCUGGAAGAUGGCCGCACCCUGUCUGACUACAACAUCCAGAAGGAGUCCACCCUCCACCUGGUGCUCCGCCUUAGGGGUGGUAUGCAGAUCUUUGUGAAGACCCUGACUGGCAAGACCAUCACCCUCGAGGUUGAGCCCAGUGACACCAUUGAGAAUGUCAAGGCCAAAAUCCAAGACAAAGAAGGCAUUCCUCCAGAUCAGCAGAGGCUGAUCUUUGCUGGCAAGCAGCUGGAAGAUGGCCGCACCCUGUCUGACUACAACAUCCAGAAGGAGUCCACCCUCCACCUGGUGCUCCGCCUUAGGGGUGGUAUGCAGAUCUUUGUGAAGACCCUGACUGGCAAGACCAUCACCCUCGAGGUUGAGCCCAGUGACACCAUUGAGAAUGUCAAGGCCAAAAUCCAAGACAAAGAAGGCAUUCCUCCAGAUCAGCAGAGGCUGAUCUUUGCUGGCAAGCAGCUGGAAGAUGGCCGCACCCUGUCUGACUACAACAUCCAGAAAGAAUCCACCCUCCACCUGGUGCUCCGCCUCAGGGGUGGCAUGCAGAUCUUUGUGAAGACCCUGACUGGCAAGACAAUCACCCUUGAGGUUGAGCCCAGUGACACCAUUGAGAAUGUCAAGGCCAAAAUCCAAGACAAAGAAGGCAUUCCUCCAGAUCAGCAGAGGCUGAUCUUUGCUGGCAAGCAGCUGGAAGAUGGCCGCACCCUGUCCGACUACAACAUCCAGAAAGAAUCCACCCUCCACCUGGUGCUCCGCCUCAGGGGUGGCAUGCAGAUCUUCGUGAAGACCCUGACUGGCAAGACCAUCACCCUUGAGGUUGAGCCCAGUGACACCAUUGAGAAUGUCAAGGCCAAAAUCCAAGACAAAGAAGGCAUUCCUCCAGAUCAGCAGAGGCUGAUCUUUGCUGGCAAGCAGCUGGAAGAUGGCCGCACCCUGUCCGACUACAACAUCCAGAAAGAAUCCACCCUCCACCUGGUGCUCCGCCUCAGGGGUGGCAUGCAGAUCUUCGUGAAGACCCUGACUGGCAAGACCAUCACCCUUGAGGUUGAGCCCAGUGACACUAUUGAGAAUGUCAAGGCCAAAAUCCAAGACAAAGAAGGCAUUCCUCCAGAUCAGCAGAGGCUGAUCUUUGCUGGCAAGCAGCUGGAAGAUGGUCGCACCUUGUCUGACUACAACAUCCAGAAGGAGUCCACCCUCCACCUGGUGCUGCGUCUGAGGGGUGGAAUGCAGAUUUUUGUAAAGACCCUGACUGGCAAGACCAUCACCCUUGAGGUUGAGCCCAGUGACACUAUUGAGAAUGUCAAGGCUAAAAUCCAAGACAAAGAAGGCAUUCCUCCAGAUCAGCAGAGGCUGAUCUUUGCUGGCAAGCAGCUGGAAGAUGGCCGCACCCUGUCCGACUACAACAUCCAGAAGGAGUCCACUCUCCACCUGGUGCUGCGUCUGAGGGGUGGCAUGCAGAUCUUUGUGAAGACCCUGACUGGUAAGACCAUCACCCUUGAGGUUGAGCCCAGUGACACCAUUGAGAAUGUCAAGGCCAAAAUCCAAGACAAAGAAGGCAUUCCUCCAGAUCAGCAGAGGCUGAUCUUUGCUGGCAAGCAGCUGGAAGAUGGCCGCACCCUGUCUGACUACAACAUCCAGAAGGAGUCCACCCUCCACCUGGUGCUGCGUUUGAGGGGUGGUAUGCAGAUCUUUGUGAAGACCCUGACUGGCAAGACAAUCACCCUUGAGGUUGAGCCCAGUGACACUAUUGAGAAUGUCAAGGCUAAAAUCCAAGACAAAGAAGGCAUUCCUCCAGAUCAGCAGAGGCUGAUCUUUGCUGGCAAGCAGCUGGAAGAUGGCCGCACCCUGUCUGACUACAACAUCCAGAAGGAGUCCACCCUCCACCUGGUGCUCCGUCUGAGGGGUGGUAUGCAGAUCUUCGUGAAGACCCUGACUGGCAAGACCAUCACCCUUGAGGUUGAGCCCAGUGACACCAUUGAGAAUGUCAAGGCCAAAAUCCAAGACAAAGAAGGCAUUCCUCCAGAUCAGCAGAGGCUGAUCUUUGCUGGCAAGCAGCUGGAAGAUGGCCGCACCCUGUCUGACUACAACAUCCAGAAGGAGUCCACCCUCCACCUGGUGCUGCGUUUGAGGGGUGGUAUGCAGAUCUUCGUGAAGACCCUGACUGGCAAGACCAUCACCCUUGAGGUUGAGCCCAGUGACACCAUUGAGAAUGUCAAGGCCAAAAUCCAAGACAAAGAAGGCAUUCCUCCAGAUCAGCAGAGGCUGAUCUUUGCUGGCAAGCAGCUGGAAGAUGGCCGCACCCUGUCUGACUACAACAUCCAGAAGGAGUCCACCCUCCACCUGGUGCUGCGUUUGAGGGGUGGUAUGCAGAUCUUUGUGAAGACCCUGACUGGCAAGACAAUCACCCUUGAGGUUGAGCCCAGUGACACUAUUGAGAAUGUCAAGGCUAAAAUCCAAGACAAAGAAGGCAUUCCUCCAGAUCAGCAGAGGCUGAUCUUUGCUGGCAAGCAGCUGGAAGAUGGCCGCACCCUGUCUGACUACAACAUCCAGAAGGAGUCCACCCUCCACCUGGUGCUCCGUCUGAGGGGUGGUAUGCAGAUCUUCGUGAAGACCCUGACUGGCAAGACCAUCACCCUUGAGGUUGAGCCCAGUGACACCAUUGAGAAUGUCAAGGCCAAAAUCCAAGACAAAGAAGGCAUUCCUCCAGAUCAGCAGAGGCUGAUCUUUGCUGGCAAGCAGCUGGAAGAUGGCCGCACCCUGUCUGACUACAACAUCCAGAAGGAGUCCACCCUCCACCUGGUGCUCCGUCUGAGGGGUGGUAUGCAGAUCUUCGUGAAGACCCUGACUGGCAAGACCAUCACCCUUGAGGUUGAGCCCAGUGACACCAUUGAGAAUGUCAAGGCCAAAAUCCAAGACAAAGAAGGCAUUCCUCCAGAUCAGCAGAGGCUGAUCUUUGCUGGCAAGCAGCUGGAAGAUGGUCGCACCUUGUCUGACUACAACAUCCAGAAGGAGUCCACUCUCCACCUGGUGCUGCGUCUGAGGGGCGGGCAGUAAAUUAGUCCACUUAAGGCAUUUAAGACAAAAUUGUAGAAAUAGAUAUUAACUUGCCAGUCAUAUUCACAUGUUAGUGUAACAGUAAAAUAAAGCAUUCAAGUUGAGAUGCACUGGUGUUUAUUCACAAUGAUGUACAGUAAGUCAGGUUGUCUGCAUGGUUUAAGUAAAACUAUAUUUUCUCAUGUCUGUAUAUAUGGUGACAAUGGAAACCAACGUGAAGGUUAAUUAGCUUUUCUUAAUUGUCACCUUUUUAAUCCAUAGUCGACUUUCAGAACUAGUUGAUCAGUAUGCUUUUAACAUUAAUGAUCAUGCAUGGCAUAUCAUUGGUGGGUAAUAAACAUUUAAAAAUGAUCUGACCAUCAAGCCUGCAGAUUAAAUGGUAAGGCUACAGUACAUGAAUAGAGCUAGUUUAUUUCUCCUAUUGUGUAUGAUGUGGAAGCUCAGCUGUAUCAACUAUCAAUUCACAGCUUAAUACUGAUUCCUUACUGUGUUGAGAACUUGGAACCCAUGUUUGCUUAAGUAGGAGGUAAGAUUGCUACAUGCAAGAUCCAAGAAGACCAAUAUGAAUGCACAGAACUUCUGAUUUAAGUAGACCAUAAAUGUAACUAAAAUUUGCUAAAUGUAUGUAAAAUUACUUUGCAUGAUUAAUGGUUUUUGCUAUAUAAGGUAAGCCUAUUGUGAGAAAUUCCUUGUUUACAUCUUGGUUAUGGAAAGGAAGGGUGACUUUUACAUGUUAACUGUAUAACACUAAUUCAAAAUUAAGAUCUUUUGGAGCAAGCCUGGAGAUGUUUAAGUUAAAACUAAAUAGCUGAGAUAAAAGGGUGCCAGUAAACAUUAAAGCUAUGAGCAAACAUUUUCAAUGCA